Mytilus trossulus (common blue mussel) is the source of this 2350-nucleotide messenger RNA. RefSeq lists its product as uncharacterized. Bases 193 to 918 code for a protein of 241 amino acids. Gene Ontology annotation, molecular function: protein binding. NCBI's taxonomy places the organism in Eukaryota, Metazoa, Mollusca, Bivalvia, Mytilida, Mytilidae. The transcript is spliced from 3 exons. The record is from RefSeq and is a predicted model, not a curated record.
GGGAAAAAACAGGACAGUUAUACUACAAAGUCACAUAUACCGGUCAUGUGAGGUUUUAGAAUAUACAGCCAAUUUCCUAAAUAAUCUUAACGAAUCUAGCAGUCAGUUGCAAUAUAAAAAAAUCAAUCAUCGUUUGGUUACUACAAAAUUCAUAUUGCGGCAAACUACCGGUUUAAUCAAAUACUAAGUGUCAUGGCGUCAGACGAUUCAACACGUAACCUCUCAUUGUCGCUGUAUCAUUAUCUGUGUCAGAAUAUUGUGGGAUAUGAAGAUCAUGUCAAAACUAUUAGAAUGAUGAAUAACGUUAGGGAUAAUCUAGUCACCGAUCAAAAAGUAUGCAUCACUAGUGGCAGUUUUGGAGAAGGCAUAGAAAUGAAAGGUAGUGAUAUAGAUAUGAUGCAUGUAUCAAAAGAAAUUAAAGUAUAUGAAACCAUGUCAUCAGUGGUUAAGAUAUAUCAUAAAACAUACUUUUCUAUGUAUAUGGAGGAAACAAAACCAGGAUUUACUUCUUUAUUGUUGGAGUAUACUAAUGCUGUAGACAUUUUGCCAAUCUGUACGGACGUUCGAGGGAAGUUAUUUCUUUCAAACCUCAAGUAUAAACAGAGUCUGGAACAGCCACGUAUGAAUGUUGUACACGGUCCAUGUUUAUCAGAUCACGAAGGUCUUUAUGAUUAUUGUUUCUGUCUGCAUAGUGAGUCAUGGAUAACUGCUGCAAAUCAGUGGAUUUUAAGACCGAAUAAUGGAUGGCCCAGUCCUGAAGUUAAGCAAAGUAUAAUAGACCACGGAGUUUUGUUUGUACCGAUCGGUGUUAAAGGAUCUGCUAAUGAAGAAAUAGAAUGGCGUUUGUCUUUCUCUGUGGGGGAAAAACUUCUUAUUUAUGCAUUCAGUCAUACUCUUGAAGGAUGCUAUAAAUAUUGACAAGCAAUGCGAAGCUUUACUCUGCUCAUAUUUCCUCAAAACUAUUAUAUUCUGGGUAUCUGAAGAAUUACUUCCAUCAGUGUGGACACCAGAAAAUUUGAUACCAUGCUUUAUGAGAUGUUUUAGGAGGCUGAUCUUUUGUGUAGAAUAUUCAGUUUGUCCGCAUUAUUUCAUUCCUGAAAAUAAUUUGUUUGAGAAUAAGAUAGAAGGAAAAGAACGAGAAUUAUUGUUAAGUAAUCUAGAAAAUUUACACAGUAACGAUUGGAAAUGCAUUUUUCGUUCACCUCAGAUCACUCUAUUUGAGCCAUCGCCGAAUCUAGAUAUUCCUUUAAUACCUUUUAUAUGUAAUUUUCAAAAGUUAGCUAAUUCAGAUUUUCUGUUAAAGCUAAAAGAGAACUUUUUUCUUAUGGGAAAUACCAAGAAAGGCUACGUUCAGGCAGUUCAUAAUUUGCUUUAUCUCCAAUCUACCAGGAUACAGUACAUACACUUAUAUCUUAUGUCAAGUCUAUCCGAAAAUAUGCCAGAGGCUAUGCCACAGAUAAAGCGAGAUGGUAACAAAUACUACUAUAAACAAUACAACACAUACCUAAGUUACUUACUACAGAAUACACAUCAAGAUUGUGUGUCUGAAUGGUUAAUAUUGGCUUCUCUCUUCUACAAAACACAACAAUAUAACAAAGUUCUUUACUUGACUUUAUAUUCGUUGUCAAAGUGUACGUCGGAAAAACUGUGCCAAGGUGAAGAUUUAACAGACACCCAAAUUGAACUGCUCAGUUUAAAAACAAUCCAAAAGAAAGGAAAAAUCAAUUUAUUGAAACUGCUUAAAGUACAAUGUUGUGCUUUUGGGAGGACUUUUCUUAUUCCAACAGAGCUGCAAAUGAAUGUACCUAUAGACGAGAUUAAAUUUUUUCCCAUAUUACCACCAGUAGUAUUAGCACAUUUCUUACGCGUGUUAUGUCAUUACCAUCUUAACAAUAUUAAACAAUGUCGAAAAUCCGUCAGUGCUUUAGGUCUAACAAUAGCUGAAGAUUAUUUUAUUCCGAAAUGCAGAAAGGCUGAAAAAGCUGACUCCUUCGACUGUUUGGGUGUAGCUUUGCAGUUGAUAGGUGAAACUGAAAAUGCUAAACAAGCAUUUGUACGGUCAAUUGAACUCAAACCUGAACAACCGUUCAACUUGUCAUACAAGAGAUUAUAUGAAAUUGUAAAAGGAUUAGGUCGGGUUUUAGUUUUAAAGAAGCCCAAUUUUCAAUAUACGUUCGACGAUUAGUGUUUCAUUAUUUUAUGUGACUGUGUUCUUACUCUUAUAAAAAGUUAACAGAGGUAUUUAGAGUACUUUUGUAUAAAAUUGAGACAAACCUUUGGUUUUAUAUGUUUUACAAUAAAAAAUUGAAUUGACCAAAUAGGUGACCAUGCAGUCAGUUCAUGUACGAUA